Peronospora belbahrii is the source of this 1830-nucleotide messenger RNA. The record is from the annotation of a GenBank genome assembly. Lineage: Eukaryota; Oomycota; Peronosporomycetes; Peronosporales; Peronosporaceae.
AUGAUCACCCCCUUGCAUACCGUCGUGCUAGUAUCCGCUCUUGUGUCUACUACCGUGCAGGCAGAUACACCUGAAACCAAUGUAGACUCGUCGCAACAUGUCGACGCUCUGAGUGCCAAUCCUCACCCGAUUUUCCGCUAUGAAAAUGGCGUCUGGGACCCGAGAUAUAAUGAGGAUGAUCGUCGUGUAUUACUUGAUAUUAUUAAAUCUACUGAGGAUAUGAAUAUCACGUUAACGGCAAUGCCACCGCUUUUAACGGACGGUGAGGAUCUCGUAAUUACCUGGAAUGGUGUAAAGAAUCCGCAUCACGAGGACUUUUUGGGUCUCAGCUGUGGUCCAAAGGCUCAUGCCAAUGAUUUUCUAAUGAAAAUCGGUAUCACAGACGCCAAUGGACCAGGAGCAGAUGUUCGGAACCUUCCGACGUCUGUACGUUUCCCAUCGCUCUAUAUGAUGCGCUGCAACUACGUUGUCGAGUAUUUCAGUCUCCAGCCUAAAGGAAACGUCUUUAUACCUCUUGCUAAUGUACAAGUUGGAAUGGUUGAAGCACUUACUGCUCCUAAACAUGGACAUAUUGCUCUGACAGAGAAUGCUGAUGAAAUGUCGGUGAUGUUUAAUUCAGCAUCACAGGAGACGCCUGUAGUCAAAUACGGUCUUGACUAUACUACGUUGAAUCAACGUGCCGAGGGCACGUCGAAGACCUAUUCUGCUGCUAAUAUGUGCGGUGAACCAGCGAAUCUGAUUAGUCAGCAAUGGUUCCGUGACCCGGGCAAUAUGCAUACGGUCAUUUUGAAAGGACUGACACUGGGAACAAGAUACUUUUACAAAUUUGGUAGCGAAAAAGACGGCUGGAGCUCGGUCUACUCGUUUAUGAGUCGCCCGGAUAAAUCUGUAAAAUCCGCCAAGUUUAUUGCUUACGCCGACAUGGGCGUUGAAUUUGCGCCUGCGGCGAUCUCAACGGCCGUGCGUGCGUUUCAAAAUGUAAUGAACGGUUAUGACAGCUUCCUCUUGCACUUUGGUGACAUUAGCUAUGCUCGGGGUCAUGCAUACAUUUGGGACAAAUUUUUCCACAUCAUUGAGCCGUACGCUACAAGAGUUCCGUACAUGAUUAGUAUCGGCAACCAUGAAUAUGAUUAUAUGACGGGUGGCGCUAACGAUCCCAGUGGAGCUACGAGAGCGGACGGGGAGAUGGACUUUCAGCCAGAGUGGGGUAAUUACGGCGAGGACUCGUCAGGCGAAUGUUCAGUGCCGAUGUUCUACCGUUGGUCUGCUCCUGCCACUGGCAAUGGCAUCUAUUGGUACUCUUUCGAUUACGGUGGGAUUCACGUCAUCCAGAUUUCAUCGGAGCACGACUGGCGCCGUGGAUCGAAACAGUACAAAUGGUUGGAGAAUGAUCUGAAGAGUGUGAAUCGGAGUGAGACACCGUGGAUCGUUCUCACGGCUCACCGGAUGAUGUACUCAACACAGAUCGGCGACGACGCUGACUACAAGUUAUCUGAACACUUUCGUGCUGAGGUUGAGGACCUGCUUUGGGAGUACAAGGUCAACCUAAUGAUGGUGGGUCACCAGCACUCGUACGAACGCAGCUGUGCAGUGCGCAACGGGAAGUGUACGGAAGAUGGCAAUGGGCCCGUCCACAUUGUGAUUGGAUCCGCAGGCGCGAACUUGGAGGAGCAAGGUUUUUCGAACAACUUAGGCGAAUGGAGCGUGAGUCACGUGGGUAAAUGGGGCCACCUUCGCAUCGACUCGACCGAGGAGUCCAUGAAGGUGCAGUUCGUUUUAAAUUGCAAUGGUGUCGUCUACGAUGAGGUCUGUUUGACUCCGUGGAAGUAA